AUGAAGUUGCACUACAUCGGAAUCCUUCGCAAUGACAGCAAGCCCGCCGUCGAGCUGUGCAGCGAGAUGGAACUGUCGGCAUACUCGAGAUUUACUAGGGGUUGGUACACCACGGUGCGCGAGGGAGGGAGCUACGCUGAGUUCAUGACUCUGUUUUCUAAGAAGGUCGCAGAGUCGACACGCCCUGGCCAGAGGCAAGACAUCGAGGAGGGCGACAACACGUUCCACUGCGUGGGAAGAAGCGAGGGUAUCUGUGGCGUGUAA
This is a messenger RNA of Colletotrichum spaethianum, 264 nucleotides long. RefSeq names its product synaptobrevin ykt6. The transcript is spliced from 3 exons. Lineage: Eukaryota; Fungi; Ascomycota; Sordariomycetes; Glomerellales; Glomerellaceae. Bases 1 to 264 code for a protein of 87 amino acids. The record is from RefSeq and is a predicted model, not a curated record.